Protopolystoma xenopodis is the source of this 633-nucleotide messenger RNA. The record is from the annotation of a GenBank genome assembly. NCBI's taxonomy places the organism in Eukaryota, Metazoa, Platyhelminthes, Monogenea, Polystomatidea, Polystomatidae.
AUGAACCCUGGCCCCGGUUGGUUCGGAUCCCGACCAAUCCAGAAAGACCGUUUUUUGCCCAAACCGCCUGACCUUAAAGUGACCCAAGCAAAACUGAUUAGGAGAGCAAUUUCUCCGCUGCCCUGCGGCAGUCCGGGUAUCUGCUUCAUCAAACCCCCUUCUGAACGUCACACAAGGUCGUCUCCUCUUCUGUCCGCCUUCUUAGCCAGCCUGGCUGCCUGUCCACAUGAACAUGGCAACGAGGCAAUUCUCAAACUACCAGAUGCGCACACCUUGUCUGGCCGAUUGCUCCUCUGCUCUACACGCUUGAUUUUCUUCUCUCCAUUACUUCGGCUCUCCCAAAUGCCGAGGGCUGACAACGCAGAAUUGGGCAAUAGGGAAAAAUGCAACCCAUUCGCCUGCCCGGCCCUGUGGCGCCGAGAGCGCGUAAUCAGGGCCCAGGUGGCCAAUCCACCCGUGCAUGGUUCGAAUCCCAUUAGCACUGUAGAUGGGGGACAUGGAAGACCGAAAGAAAACGCAUUGAGAAGUCUCAGACUCUUGACAGGUGAGAAAGAAAGCUAUGCGACUCACCAACGGAUGGAAGAUAGUCAACAGAGCGAAAGUGGCACACACACAGACACACACAAAUCCUAA